CCUUAGGCCUACUCCUCUGCUACCAGUGCAUCGAUUGAUGAAGCAAAGCCAACUAAAGAUGGUCCUACAAAUUGAAUAAUGGAGUUUGAAAACGUUCCCAUGGAAAAAUGGACAGAGGCAGCGGUCAGCUCCUGGCUGAGGUCCAUUGGCAUAAAAGAAGACUAUGUGACCAAGCUGAACGAAGAAGAGGUCAAUGGGAAGAUUCUUCUAGAAGUAACGGAGGACUUUCUGAAAAAAGAAACUGGGAUGAAAUCCGGGCCAGCUCUUUUAAUCAUCAAGAAGAGAAACGAACUUGUUGAAUCGCUUAAGAAGGCCCAAAAAGUUCACAAAAAACAAGAAGGUUCUAAAAGGGAACCCAGCAAUGGCAAAAAUGUCGCUCAGACAAAGGAAACCCCUCCAGAAGCCAAGGAAACCACCUCGAGUUCAGAGAUUCGAUCUGUGUCAACAUCAAAAAAGGACUGUAGACCUAGACCAUUUUGCAAAAAUGGUAUUGAUUUUACUUAUGCCAAGCACAGUGUCCUGCAGCCAGAAUCGGGUGUUAUUGAUCUCAUAUCCCCCUGCCACGAGUACAAGUCAUUUGCUACCGCAGCAACUUUAGACCGCACAAGGCAGAAGGCCAAAUUUGCCAAAGAGGUCUUGAAAUUUGGUGUUGGUUGCAUGAAUGUAAGAUCAAAUGGCACCAUACAUUUUGGUGUAAUGGAUAAUAGGGAUGAUGAUUGGUAUGAUCAUGGUGAGAUUAUUGGUGUGCCAGUGCCUGAAAAAGACAUGUAUGUUGAUGCCCUUGAUCACAUUGAGAAAGCCUUUUCCAGUGGGGAUGCAGAGCAUUUGAGACAGUGUAUACGGCCACCUCAAUUCAUUGAGGUUACUGACAUUAACGGCUGGGAAAAGAGGUAUGUUGUGGAAGUUGACAUUGUACCUGAUAUCAGUGUUGUGAAGAACAGAGUAUAUUCUGUUCGUCUUCCAAACUUCAGAGAGAGUUCAAACAAGGUUGAGUUUGAAAAAGAAGUCAUCUACUGCAGGAUAGGCUCGAAAACAGAACCAGUUAGUGAUCCAAAUGAAUUCUACCAACGGGUGCGUGACAGGGAUGCUGUGCGAGAAAGGGCUGAGCAGGCAUGUUUUGACAGCAAUGCAGAAGUCAGCCAGGACCUGGGUAGAAAACUGACAAUGCUCAUUACCAGUGGCAAGAAAUUCAUUGAGAAGGAAAAAUGGUAUAUUCUUGUCACAAACAAAUUCGGAAAGCAAGACCUCAGCAGCAUAGACUUUCUGCUGAAUAUGAAUAUCUUCAGUGUGUUCGACUUUGAUCCUGACUCUAAAGUGUCAGGACUGUGCAGUGAGUACUCAAAGCACCAUGCUGUAAACCCACAUUUCAUGCAAGACUACAAAAUUCCCAAUGGAAAGAGCAUGCACGAAUUUGAAGAUGGUCUCCACUUAUUUGAGCAGCCAAGUUGGAUAUUUUGCAAUGGACGUAGCGAUUUCAAAGGAGACGAAGCUCCGUUUGAUGACAUGACAUGGAUCAAAACCAGAAUGACUUUACUUCGAGAAUGUGUGUCACUGAUCUGUAAACAGAUACUGCCAAAAGGCACUUUCCUUGUGGUGUUCCUGCUCACAUCUUCUGUUGAAACACCUCUACUGUACACUUUCCUUGAGUUCUUUACUGACAUGGAAGGGCACGACGACAUCAUAUGCAUCUCAGAAUCAGAAGAGAACUUCCUGAAGUGGCAGAGCUUUGCGGAGGGGCCUUGUGGUGCAGACACUGUAAACCGCUCAAGUGUUGUCGGAAUGAGAAUGAGCCACAUCAAUGCAACUCUGCAGCGCAUCCAACCGAUUAUUUCACGAACCACAAAACUCCUUCCCGUCUGUUCAAAGGGAGUGUGCAACUUUGAGACUCGAGAGGAAGAGCGAAUGCAUUCCCUUGACAUCUUGGGUGCUAACCAUUGUGAUGAAACCAGCUUUGACUAUGCUAUGGAACAAAAAGAACACAUUGAAAGGCAAUUUUAUCGUGGAGGAAAAGUUCACUGGUUGAACUUCUGGCUGGCUGAGAACAAGUUUGUAGAGGAGGUUAUUCGAAGAGAUGCUUACAAUGACAUUGCCAAACUGAUUCAGGAGAACCUCAAAGGACAGGUUGGGCAACUCCCAAUUUGUUGCUUGACUAUAUACCAUCAUCCAGGAAGUGGUGGUAGUACAAUUGCAAGGCAGGUUCUUUGGAAUAGUCGAAAAGACUUGAGAUGUGCUGUUGUGAAACCAUCAUAUUCUCUUUCUUUAGUAGCAGAGCAUGCCUUCCAACUUCGAGAGUAUGAAGAGAAAGACCCGCAAAAUUGUCUCCCAGUUCUCUUGCUUUUGGAAGACUGUGACCGAGAGAAUCUGGAUGAUUUAAAGAAUGAAUUGGAGGUAGCAUUCAACACCAAAAGGAUUGCACACGGAACACUGUGCUUUAUCCUGCUUACUUGCAGACGGUCCCAUGAUCCACAGAGAAUGUGUAAGGACUCUUCAUCAGAAAAUGUUGCAGUGACUCACAAAUUGUCGGAUGGAGAAAAGAGACACUUUGCAACAAAGCGCCAGACUCUUGAGCAACGACACAAGCCAGAGUUCAUCUUGACUUUUGUCCUGAUGAGCGAGGAGUUUAGUGAAGAGUAUAUCGAGAAAUUUGUGAUACAUUUGCUUCAAGGGAUUGACCAUACAUCAAAGGAUACGCGGCUCAUUCGCUUUGUUGCACUGCUGAACACAUAUUUGCAAAACUCAUUCAUCUCUCAGUCUCAUUGUGUUGCCCUGCUACCCAUAACAACCUACUCUGACAGAUUUCGCCAGCAUGCCUUUGAGAGCUGCCUCAGUGAGCAGGCAAAAUUAGCUUUCAUCCACCUAAGAGAUGAACGGACACACAUUGACUCAGUCAGAAUAAUUCACCCUUUAGUUGCUAAGGAAAUACUGUAUCAGCUCUCGAAAUAUCAGCCGCAAAGUGAUAUUGCCCUGGAUCUUUUACAUGAGGAUGUACUUCUUGAACACAGGUUUGGCAGACAGGACUAUGUAAAAUUUUUGCGAGACUUAUUUAUAAGACGAAGCAGGAUUAGUAAAGGUGAUAAAGUUGACAGUUUCUUCUCCCCAUUCAUUGAGCAUGUGCAGAAGAAAGAAAGUCCUGAGAUGGCAGUUGUGCUUCUUACAGAGGCAUAUGCACGAUUUAACGAUGAUCCUUUCUUUGCGCAACAACUUGCUCGUUUCAGCUAUUCUCACGACCAAUUUGAGGAUGCGCAAAAGUGGGCUGAAUUAGCAGCAUCCAAAAUGCCAAACAAUUCUUACAUAUUAGACACCAGAGGGCAAGUGUACAGAAAGUGGUUUGUUGCCAAAUCAAAAGCACUUGACAAUGUUCACAAAACUCCUGAAAAUACUGCAGAUACGAUUGAGACCGCUUUAAAAGCGUUAGAAUAUUUUCAACUUUGUGAAGAAGCUGCUAUGGCCGAUGACGAAAAUGUGAACAACUCUGGAUUUUUUGCGGUUGUAGACAUGGGAUUCAGUGUGCUAAGGCUUAUAUUCUCACUUCCAAUCUUCUCUCGCAACCCUGACACAUGCAUAGACUACCUGGUGACUGACUUAAUUCCAGAAUCAGUGAGAAAACCUUGGGAGAAUUUUCACAGCAAAUUGAAAAAUCUACAGACUUUGAUACACAACGCCCUGGAGUGGAUAUCUGAGGAUUUGAGCUACUUUCAGACUGAUGUGACAGCAGAUGAAGAAGGUGCUUCCCAAAGCUAUGAGAUGAAAAUAUACCAUCCCAAGACUUGGUUGGUGAACCAAUUCUCACUGUAUGGAAAGUACUUCAAUUAUUACUGUGCUGAAACGAUUAACAAGCAGAGUCCCUUUAUGAAACGGAUGAAGAUUUAUCGCCUUGGUGGGGGUAACAUCAUUACAAUCUUCUCACUUCUCAGUGACCAGAAUGAAAAAGACUCUGUCCAAAUAUUGGAGGAGAUAAUCUCUUGUUACCCCAGAAAUCCACAGAACGCAAGAUUGAAUCCAAUGGAUCUUUCAAACUACAUAGCAACUCAUAUUGCCCUAAGUUGCCUCUCACCUCAGUCUCCCAAACUGUCCAGUCUUCAGGAUCUUCAGAGCCUGCGGUUUCCCAGGGAGAAACGGGACUGCCUGCCAAGUGCUCUUUUCCUCCGCACAAUGCUUUUCUGGCCUGAAGAGCCGGACGCAGAGGAUGUAAAGAACAAGAAAUAUGAAAUUGUUCUUGGAGCAUUAGAAUUCCUCAAAAAAAGCUACUGGAGAAAGCGGAAAGAUAUGCCACCAAGAAGAAGGAGGAUCUAUACCCAUUUUUUCCUUGGAAAUGGAAGGGGUUUUCAUAAGUUUGUCCACAAAACUGAGGUGGAAAAGAUCACUGGACACCUGAGCAUGUCUGAGAAGAAAUCGAAAUGGGUUUGGGGGGGUGUGUGGAAAAUGGCAGAAACGGCAAAAUUGCUCAAACGUGUAACUGGUUGGACAAAGGGAAGGACGGUGUAUCUUGAAGGUCCUAAAAAGAGGUUCAUUGUCACUGCUAUGAACACAAACACAGUGCCCUAUGAGAAUGAAAAUGUCACCUUCUACUUGGGCUUUACGUUUAGUGGGCCGGUGGCCUACGACGUUACAGUGAACCAUAAUCAAUUGUAACGAGAUGUUAUGAGGGGCUUUUUGAAUGGAUCAGAGUAGCGCAUGGAAACAGACACUACACUUACACCUACAGUCCAUCUGAGGGCGCCACUUGACUUUUGCACCCCAAUGCUACAAGAAGGGGGACCGGCCAGACACCUGGGUCUGUCUUGAGCUCCAGGUAGCAGUUUGGCGGCUAGCCGGAGGGCUAUGGGUCGAAGAGGGGGCGUGGGGACUUGAAGGUUGGUUUUGGGGACUGAUGGAGAUCGUUGGUUUUGGGGACCGGAACUGCAGGACAGGGUCCCGGAGAACUUUGAUAAGACUUUCAGAUUUGUCAGUGAUUUUUCCCCAUCCUUGAACGCACAGGGGGAGUCUGAUGGAGAAUGGCUCAGGAGACAGGGCUGGCCGUCAUGCC
This is a messenger RNA of Engraulis encrasicolus (European anchovy), 5026 nucleotides long. Its product is annotated as sterile alpha motif domain-containing protein 9-like. Gene Ontology annotation, molecular function: protein binding. The record is from RefSeq and is a predicted model, not a curated record. Lineage: Eukaryota; Metazoa; Chordata; Actinopteri; Clupeiformes; Engraulidae. Bases 79 to 4632 code for a protein of 1517 amino acids. Gene Ontology annotation, cellular component: cytoplasm. The transcript has 3 exons.